Molecule: messenger RNA, 1263 nt
Organism: Onthophagus taurus
Lineage: Eukaryota; Metazoa; Arthropoda; Insecta; Coleoptera; Scarabaeidae
Product: acidic mammalian chitinase-like
Biological process (GO): carbohydrate metabolic process; chitin catabolic process
Cellular component (GO): extracellular region
Molecular function (GO): chitinase activity; chitin binding
Source: RefSeq, a predicted model, not a curated record
AGAUUUGACGAUUUUAAAUAAACACGUGUGAUUCAUCAAAAAUGUUCAAAAUUACUGUGUAUUUAUUACUAUUUAUCACAUUUUCACAAGCCACUGAUAAAAUAGUAUGUUAUUUUUCAAAUUGGGCCGAAACAAGACCACAAAUAGGUCGUUUUGACGUCGAAGACAUUGAUCCAUAUCUUUGCACUCACUUAAUUUACGCUUUUAUCGGUUUAAACGAAGAUUCAACAAUAAACAUUUUGGAUUAUCAAAAUUCUAUCGGAAAUAAUGCAAUAAAACGAUUUAAUAAUUUAAGAUUAAUAAAUCCUGAGUUAAAAACCUUGAUUGCUAUUGGUGGUUGGACUGAGGGUUCUGAAAGAUAUUCUGAUAUGGUUUCAACUCUUACCACAAGAUCGAUUUUUAUUAAUAGUACCGUUGAGUUCAUGGAAACGUAUGGAUUUGAUGGUUUCGAUUUAGAUUGGGAAUAUCCUAAUAAAAGAGGGGGAAAACCGGGAGAUAAAGAAAAUUUUAUUCAACUUUUAGCCGAAAUGAGACCGGUUUUUGAUGAAAGGGGGUGGUUGCUAACUGCUGCUGUUAAUGCAGCUUAUAAAUCGGUUAAUAUUUGUUAUGAUGUUGUUGGAUUAAAUCGUUACUUGGAUUUCAUUAAUUUAAUGACGUAUAAUUUACACGGCUCUUGGGAUAAUGUUACGGGACAUAACACUCCAUUACAUCCAGCUGAAAAUGAUUGGGAUAUGUUACUUAACGUUGAUUCUUGUGUAAUCGAUUGGAUAAAAAGAGGAGCAUCCCCUGAAAAAUUAAUUUUAGGUACAGGAACUUAUGGAAAAUCUUUCACCUUAACAAACGAAAAAGAAAAUUCUGUAAAUUCCCCAACCUUAGGAACCGGAGAACUCGGUCCUUAUACCGGCGAAUUCGGCAUUUUAGGUUACUACGAGAUUUGUGAAAAUAUCCUCAAUGGUUGGACUAGAAGUUGGGAUGACACCCAAUUAGUUCCCUACGCUUUUAAUGGAAAUCAAUGGGUUGGAUAUGAUGAUGUCAAAUCUUUACAAUUAAAGGCAGAAUAUGCAAUCUCGAAAGGUUUAGGUGGAAUUAUGGUUUGGUCUGUUGAUACCGAUGAUUUUAAUGGGAUUUGUGGCGAGAAAAAUCCUUUGAUAAACCAAAUCAAGAAGACCUUAAACGGAAUUUAAUGAAAUUGUAAUUUUUUUAAUUUCAUUGCUCCAAUCUAAAUCAAUUCAGAUCCUAAUAAAUGUCUUUACUAUUAUUUAA